AUGCUGCUCUCCGGCCUGGCCACCAGCCACGACGGCGCGGCCGCGCCCACGGCCACCCGGCGGCGGCGCUGUUCCACCACUCCAGCAGCAUCCCCUUACGCGUCCACCAUGGCCACGCUCUCCGCCUCCGCGCCGUUCCCCACCAUCACCCUCGGACUCACCCAGGCGCCUGGAGGCCUUGCCGGAGCGGCGGCCUGCUGCCCUCACGGGCUCGGGCUCCAUCGCCCGCCCGGAGGAAUCCACCCCGUGGUGGCCCCGGCGAUGCCGUUCUCAGCACCAUCGCCGCUGGCUUCGAUGUUCCUCCCGCAGCGAGCGCCCACGGGGCUGCCGACGCCGACUUGGCUGGUCGCGCGGCAGCAGCAGUCGGUGAUGGAGACGGUGACCGCAGCCAUCGCGGCCGACCCCAACUUUACCACGGCGCUUGCGGCGGCCAUCUCAUCGGUCAUGGCAGGAGCAGGAGCAGCGCAUCAGGCUCAGCCUACUCCACGUGGAGUAAUACCGGCAACGCCGGAGAUCAGGCCAACGGCAGUGCGGGUGCGGCCACAGCAGGUCCGACGGCAGCCGGAGCACAUGCAGCGUCUGCCGAGUCGCCUCGGUUCGCGACGCAGUCCUGCACCACGUCGACAACUUGAGGGAAUUGAUGAGUGCUGA
This is a messenger RNA of Miscanthus lutarioriparius, 651 nucleotides long. The record is from the annotation of a GenBank genome assembly. Lineage: Eukaryota; Viridiplantae; Streptophyta; Magnoliopsida; Poales; Poaceae.